AUGGCGUCCACUGAAACUAUCAAAGAAUUCUUCAACGUCAAUGGCCAGAUAAUCGGCGCCGCCGUGCUUGCCGUGCUCGCUAUGGUAGUGGUGGCGCUCGGCACGUACGGCCGUCAUUGCAGCCACCCGGCGCUCCGCCUCUUCGUGUGGGGCGCCUCCACCGUCUUCCUCCUGCUCUCCACCUCCAUCAUCUCCAAUUUGCUCAAGGGGGUCCAGGUGGACAAGGCAAGUCCGACACGUCGGCGACCGCCCGUUAACAUGGCCUCGUCGUCGCCGUCGUCCGGCGACGUUAGCGUCGACGGGCAGAAGGUCCGGCCACCGCUGGAGUAUCUGCUGAAGUACAUAUGGCUGAUCUAUCUGAUUGUGGUGUGCUAUCCACUGGAGGACUGGGUGGGCACUACCAGGAGGAACAUCUUCGUCGCGUUCUGCAUGCUCGGCCUCGCCAAGUUGCUGCUCAACCUGUUCGCGUCAUGGCGGGCGAGCAGCUCGUUCGCCGUUGGCAAGAACGCCCGGCUUGUCUCCGGCUACAUGGAGCAGCUCGAGGAAGAGGGCGACGAGGUCGGCGGCCAUGACCAGGUGCCCCGUUACAUAGUGACGGGGGGGAAGGAGGAGCACGUCGCCACGGGCGCCCGCGGAUACCGCAUCAGGCGGGACGCCCUGGACGAUGAGUCCAGCAGCCUCGUGACGCUGGACCGCGUGUGGCGGAUGGCGGAGCACGGCGAUGUCAACGGCCUCCUCGCCAAGCGGCCCGAGCUCAGGGACCUCUGCCUCUCCUUCUCCCUGUUCAAGAGCCUUCGCCGGCAGCUGUCAGGCUAUCCCCUGGACGACGCGGGCUCUACCAAGGCCCUUGAGUUCGUGCUGCGAGGCAUGAACGCCGCCGGCUCUGCCUGUGCCGUCAACGCCGACCGAGUGUUCCAUGUUCUCGUCGACGAGCUCUCGUUUGCCAGCGACUUCUACUUCGCUGGGCUUCCGCUGUGCACUUACAGCGGGUGGUGCGCCGCCCUGAACUACAUCUUCUCCGUCCUAAUCGUUGUCGGAGCCACCGCCGUGGGAACAAUAUAUAAAGUGGAAAAGAUUUUGCCAUUCAAAGAAGGGAAGCCUAACUUUGUCGUCACGUUCGCCCUCCUGGUGGCGGUGGCGCUCGUCGAGGUAUGGGACAUCGUCGCCGGCGUGUGCUCCAAUUGGAGUAAGAUGGCCAUGCUCGGCCACUACAUCAGGCACGAGCCACAGUGGCGUCGGUGUCGCCGCGCCCACGCGGCGCUCGACGCCGUGCUGCGGUUCAGGCCCGCGAGGCGGUGGCGCAACAAGAUCGGGCAGAACUCGGUGCUGGAGCCCCGCCGCUUCUGCCGGCGGUCCGGCCUCCUCUCCGAGAAGCUCUACGGCCGCGCCGGGCUCAUGAGGUCGGUGGAAGUCUCGCCGGCGGUGAAGGACGCGGUUCUCAGGUCCUUGAUGAGCAGCUACGGCAGGUCGAGCAGAGGACGCGCGGCGGAGCGGCGAGUCGGCAGCAAGGUCGACUGGCUGUGGUACGGCUCCCGAAAGAGCUGGGCGUCCGACGACGGCGACGGCUGCGUCAGCACCACCGACAUCAUCCUCGCGUGGCACGUCGCCACGAGGCUCUACGAGAUGAGAUGCUCGCUGCACGCUUCGUCUCCGACGCCGUCGGCAUCAUCGUCGGACAUGGCCGCCGCGUGCCACCUCUCCAACUACUGCGCGCCGACGUCACCGCGGGCGCUGGGCAAGGACAGCGCCGCCGGUGAGACGACGACGGCGCAGCAGAGGUACGAGCGGCUCGUGGCGACGCUGAGCGCCGGCGCGCGCGACAAGGCGCUGCGUCGCGGCGCGGAGAUCGCGCGCCGCCUUGCGGAGGAGUACACGACCGCCGCCGAGGACGACGACGAGGCGUCGGCGUGGCUGUUCCUGGCGGAUUUCUGGUCGGAGAUGAUGCUCUACGUGGCGCCGUCGGAGAACGUCAAGGGGCACGUGGAGGCCAUGGCGCGCGGCGGCGAGUUCGUCACGCUGCUCUGGGCGCUGCUCCUGCACGCCGGCAUCACCGCUAGGCCUGAGGCGCCAAGCCGUAUUAUCCCGUAGGUUGUUACAGUGAAGUCUCCUGUCGGCUGUGGCCCCCGCGUUGUAGAAUCAAUUGCCGUAUUGGUAGUUUUUGCAUAGUAUAAGCUGGUAGUAGUUCGCUUGUUGUCGUUCUCGUUUAGUUAAGCUAAUUUGAUUGUUUAAUUUAGUAUCGAACUGUAGUCCGAUUUGCACCAGCACGCAUUAUCUUGUCCUCACACUAUAGUGUAUCGUCCUUUUCUUAAGAGGAAUAGCAAUUCCGUUUCUUUUAAGGAUUA
Molecule: messenger RNA, 2342 nt
Organism: Oryza sativa Japonica Group (Japanese rice)
Lineage: Eukaryota; Viridiplantae; Streptophyta; Magnoliopsida; Poales; Poaceae
Source: RefSeq, a predicted model, not a curated record